AUGAAAACAAUAACACUUUUCAUAAGAGCGAUGUUAAUACUCACCAAUGCGUAUCUUCAUUUAGCAACAACCGAUGCAGUAGAUCACCACCACCUUAAAACCACCUCCAAGGAACAGAUCCAGUGCACAAUGUGUACUUCUUGUGAUAAUCCAUGCAACCCGGUUUCAUCUCCACCGCCACCGCCACCUUCAUCCACAAACAACUGCCCUCCCCCUCCUGCUCCACCUACAUCCUCCGGUGGUGGUGGAAGUGGGGGUUCAUCAUACUAUUACUCUCCGCCUCCACCACCUAAUUCUUACACUUACUCAUCUCCACCUCCUCCAUCAUCCAGUAGCAGCGGCGGCGGAGGAGGAACAUACUAUUAUUACCCUCCGCCUAGCAACAGAUACUACGGUCCAGCACCGCCACCACCUAAUCCGAUAGUUCCUUAUUUUCCUUUUUACUUCUACGGUCCUCCGCCACCCUCCGCCGCGUCUCGUUCUCUCUUCAAUCCAAUUGUUCUCUCAUCCUUCUUGCUGUUGUUACUUUGA
Molecule: messenger RNA, 531 nt
Organism: Lathyrus sativus (Indian pea)
Lineage: Eukaryota; Viridiplantae; Streptophyta; Magnoliopsida; Fabales; Fabaceae
Source: the annotation of a GenBank genome assembly